Molecule: messenger RNA, 543 nt
Organism: Rangifer tarandus platyrhynchus (Svalbard reindeer)
Lineage: Eukaryota; Metazoa; Chordata; Mammalia; Artiodactyla; Cervidae
Source: the annotation of a GenBank genome assembly
AUGCUCCACAAAACCCCGCGUGUGUCCAGGCAGCUUCGGUUACCCAGCGCCCAGCUGGCCCAGCCUCCCGCGAGCCCUGCCAAGGCCUGGCACUGCUGCCCCGGCUGCCCCUCUCCCUGCCAGCAAGCCCGCAAGGCCCGAGGGCGCGGGCAGAUUGCUUUCCCGGCCGGCUCAGCCCUGCUCCCCCAGGAGAAGGCCUCAGUGUUCCCGCCCCCCGCGGCCUCCGCCUGGCUCAGAGGCACCCGGGCUCCGGGCUGCAAGGUCACCGGGCCGCACGGAAUCCACCUGCAGCCGCACCAGCUUCCAGGAAACCGAAUCCCAGCGGCAGAUGACAGCCGUGGGCUGCAGGACAGAGCGCCCAUUCAGCGUCCACUGGAGCCAGCCUGGCCCGACCUGGCGGCCGCCUCCCCAGCCUGGGCCCUCCUGCACCUGGGUACCAACCGCCCAGAGCCGGUGCUGCCCAGACCGCCCAUCCACCUGGGGGCCACAGGUGGGGAUGGAGGGCUGCGACGUGCCCCACCUGGGUGCCCAGGACAGGUGUGA